CAUCGGGCAAUGCCUUUAAGAACAGCACCACAUGACAAAGUGUCCAAUUUUCUUAACGGCGAGAUUUCUUUCUGUGGAGCGGAACUGAAGAUAUGAAAAGGAUCUCUUUGCUUCAAUGUGUGUGACAGAGGAGUCUGGUGUUUUCCAUUGUCAAACACGUACCAGAUGACCGUCCUUGUGUCAACCCUGAUUCAGAGCAAAGCUAAGGUAGGUGAGAACCUUUCUUUAAUCACCGCCGCUCAAACAAUACAGACAAUGCAGGGAAAAGAUUAGCGCAUGCUUUUGUAAGUCAGUGUAGGAUUAAGUCAUUUUCUGACCUACAUAUAGACAUUAUUGGCAGCAUGGAGAGAGCAAAUCAUGUGACAGGUGACAUUUGUAUCAUGUGCUUGCAUUUACAAUCACAUUAAUACUUUUAUUAGAUUACAUUAAUUUGAUUAUCAUCAAUCAUGGGGGUUCCCAAUAGCAGUCGGAGGCUGGCUUGAUAGUCUUUGAGCUCACACAUAGCAUCUCAUUGUUUUAAUCUUUUUUAUCUUCUAUGUUUUAAAUGCCAUUUUUACCAGAUUAUUGUUUUUAAUCUGCUUUGAUUGCUAAAACCAAGAUGGAACACGUUUCUUUUCUUUCUUUACCUUCGGAUCUCAAUUCCAUGCAGAUUUUUGGCAAACUACUUUUUAAUGUAAAAAAUAAAUAAAUACAUAUAUAUAUGAAAUGUUAUGUUUCUUAAAUCAAAAAGCUUAACAAGAGUUAAAGGUUGCAGCUCAGCAUUGUAUUAGGAACAGACAAACUGAAUAUGAAAGGAAUACUUCUGGUCUCUGGCGGCUUUUAAAGAAUUCAGAUGUUGAUCAGGCAACGAAUAAAUCCUGUUUUAUUGCUUUUUGUUUGAUUCGAUGCCGUCUGUCUCGACUGUUUGUUGCAGAGGCUGCAGCGAACUCACAGGUUGAGUGAGUCAAUGGGUUGUUUUUGAAAAAAAGAAUACCUUCCAGUGCAGUCAUUUUGCCUGCAAUUGGAGGAACAUGUGCUCAUCACCAUGUUUCAAUCUUCAAUAGAAGGAUUAAGUCCAUCUGGACCCCAUUUUUCUGUUACAACUGCCAAAAGGUGCUUGGUAGCAGGCAUCAUCAGGAAGAGUCUCAAAGGGUAUGCCUCCGUGGUAGAGGGCACUGUUUGACCGUAACUGUGAUUUAUCUAUGUUCCUCUGAGGUCACUCAAUCAUCAGUCACUGGUAGCGCUGCGUACUGCAGGAAAUCCAAGAAGUCAAGAAGCAUAUUGUAGCACACAAAUAUUGGUCAGGGGUGGAAAUAAAUAGUUGUAACUGAAACAGAGCUGCUCAUCUUGAUUACUUUGGACGGAAAGGCAGAAACUGCUCGUAUACAUACUGUUUAACUAUUCUGGCACAAUCAGGAGGACAUUCCAUUUAAGUUUACAUUGAACUUGGUUUGCCUCGUAAAAAUAAGAAAAGGCUUUUUACGAAGACAAGAUGAUAACAAUUAGAGAGGGAAAAGUGAAUCACAGUGAGAGAAACUACCAUGUGGAGCACAUUCAUAUUGAAAUGGUUAAGUUCAGGAUGCCUGGUAAAGUUGGUGGUUGAGAGCAUUCCUCAUUUUUCUGUUUUAGCAUGCAAAAUCUACUUGAGUAUGCUUGUCAAGGAAGAGUAUAUGUGAAUGAUUGCACUUUGCGGCUGAGUAAAUAACCAUGCGUGUGUCAGAUGUAAAGAUAAUGAGUGGUGGACAUGAAGGUAAUGUGUGGUUGUGUUAGUUGCAGGUAAAGUGUCUGUGUGUACUUAUGUUCCUGAGCUUCCCCCUGACUAUGGCUGAGGUACCUGGUCCAUGCAGACACUCCAUCACAAGGGAGCACCUGCUGACAGUCAGGCAUCUGAUGGACAACCAGUUGCGGAGCGGGUGCACGAUAACCUACACAUUCAUAGAACGGAGAAGUUUGGUAAGAGCAAGUGUUGCUUCGUGAAAGCUGCUUUACCCUGGAUCCUGGAGCUCCUCACCACCCACUUCAAAUACAGUCGGGGUUCAGUCAAUGACGGCUACGUCCAGUCCCUGAGAGCGCUCAUCCUCAACAUCUACUCUCAGAAAUGCGUGCCUCAGAUAAAUGAAGAGGUCGAGGAUAAGCCAGAGAGUUUUGAGAUACUCUACAGAGGGUCCACCUCAGAGGCGCUGCAGAGGGCCUCGGAGGUGCUGUCUGUUUACUGGGAGCUGGUGAAGAUGAGCGAUGCGCCGGUCGACUGGAGAUGCCAGCAGGAAUACACAGAAAUCUUUGGCUCCACCACAGAGUAUUACACAGAGUCACCCACUCAACACUUUACAGGCAGUUAUGGUAGGAGCUCGGCGAAGGCCUCGCAGAGAAGACCGGUCAGAGACCUGUACAUCCUCGGCUUCAUCCUGGUCUCCAUCUGUGGAGGACUGCUACUGACACUCACUCUCUACUGUCUCAUCACACAAAAGAUAACUCACAACCCUCACAGAUCAAGAUCAUAUACGAACUCAAGAGACCAACAGGAUAUAGAGAUGGAGCCACAAUAAUUAAUUCUGUCGCUCCGCGGGCCGCAGAGAGCACAUCGCCACAGCAGCAGACGGAGCCCUCGACAAGCUGCACAUUCUUUCCAUCGUGAACAAGUUUUCAUAUCUGUGUUGUUUUUUUGUAAUGUACCACGCUCACUGUUUUAAUCAGAAGCUUUGACUGAGAGCAAAGAUGGGCCUCAUUCUGAAUAAUAUGGUAUGUAUAUGAUGUUUGUGCGUUAUGUAUUGCAGAUAUCUUUUCCACUAAAAAAAAGUGUUAUAUUUUUACACUAGUUAUGUAUGUUGAACCGUGUGUGUCCAUUUGCUACCACUUAACCAACUGUUUGUUAUGUUGUUUGCCAAACAUUUCCACAAGUUAUUUAUUAGUUUGACUCUAUUCAACCACUGUAUUGAUAAUAAAGCUUCCAUCGAUAUCAAAUCCAAAAUAUAAAUCUCUCUCCAGCUUUCCAGCUACCGGUACAUUCAUAUACGAGCACAAUGAGGUUACAUCUAAAGAGCAGAUCCGACCUCGUUAAAGGAAUUGGGCUCCCUAAUUGCCCACAUCCUGUUUGACUUAACACUUUAUGAGUCAAAACUCUUUCAAAAUGUCUUUUCCUGCUGUCUCCAUGCGGUCUUCAUGCGCCAACUUCUGAAAGUUAUGACCAAUAACAACAAAACAGUAUUGUUUCAGAACAUGAACUCUGGAGAAUAUUGUGUUGAUGCUAAAACACUCGGAGCUGUUUUUACAGAGAUUCUACACCGAUACAUACACACCGGUCGAAGGAUGUGUCGUAACUGCACAGGGCGUCGCAACAAGAGCUGGUGGGAAUAACGCAGUAAGACCUACUCGUAUGCAUGCUGCACAUACCUCAUGGUCGUGGCAAAUAACAGGAUAAUACCGUUAUUUAUUGUUAGAAUAACAAAUUGCACAAAGAACUUG
Messenger RNA from Anarrhichthys ocellatus (wolf-eel), 3441 nucleotides. It is a transcript of the gene csf1b, whose product is annotated as colony stimulating factor 1b (macrophage). The record is from RefSeq and is a predicted model, not a curated record. The transcript has 8 exons. Gene Ontology annotation, molecular function: cytokine activity; growth factor activity. Gene Ontology annotation, cellular component: membrane. Lineage: Eukaryota; Metazoa; Chordata; Actinopteri; Perciformes; Anarhichadidae. Bases 1821 to 2525 code for a protein of 234 amino acids.